GGACCACAUUGCACGACAAACUCCACGUGUACCUCUGCUGCACUUUUGCUCGUAUCCUUCCAUUACGAUGACUUCAAGAUACGGAAAUCACCUCACAAACCGUGGCUUGUUCGCCGGAUACGAUGAUCAAAAGAGACCGGCGUCGCGGUCGCCGCAUAGACCUGCCAGUGGCUAUGGCAACCGCUACGCGGCUGCAACGCCGGACAAUUCUGCAUACACAACGUACGAACCUUCGGGCAGCACUUUCUCGGCAUAUCCUACAAGCAACGGCACUGCUGGCACUCCGUCCUCAGGUUUCAAAAACUCCAUGAGCAGAGGAAGCGGCGCCCUGUCGAUGGCGGAAUUAGAGCACAUGGAGAGCCAGUCGGAUGCGCAGACGAGCAAUCUUCUGGAAAAGGUCGGAAUGCUCAAGUCGCUGACGCUGAAGAUCGGCGACGAGAUCAGAGACAGUGCGAAUCUUGCGGACUCCAUGAACGAGGGGUUUUCGGCCACGUCUGUGAGAUUGAAGGGUACAAUGACGCGGAUGCUACGGAUGGCAGAAUCUACGGGCGUAGGAUGGAGAGCUUGGCUUGGUUUUUUCGCCGCGGUGGUUCUGCUCUUCUGGUACGUCUGGCUGUUCUGAACGAUUCUCUGUAGCCGGGCAAUACAGGCGCUCUGCUGCGCGGUGCUCUUCAGUGAGGCACUAAUGGAACCACGCAAAGACUGCGACGAGAAGCUGUGUGUAUCACGAUUCCAUCUCUGACGCAUUUCUGCUAAGACAACGGCAGCUCGUUCGCUCGCUGCUUGGCGAAGUCCUUUCUCUUACCUACCAAUUCAGCCAGGUCGAAGUUGAGAGGGACGCGCCGAUCUGCAAAUGGAGACCUCACUCUCAAGGACCGACCUUGCACUCAGGCACAAAUCCGCCACUGGUCAGAAUGCGUUGCCACCGAAACCAUUAUAGGGAAUCUUUAAUGCUUCGAUCAAAACCCUUGAACAAGGUUCCGGACGCUCGUCAGGCAAUCUGGUCGAUGUAGACUCUUGCCUUGCAUUUAGCUGUCCGAAAGACGAGAUGUCUUCGCGAUCAACGCCUCGUUUCGCGCAGAGUUGGGCCACAUUCUUGCGGCGCUGUCCUCAGUGUUAUCUGCAGAUAACUUGAGUUGUAUGAUACCCUUAUAAAACCUUGUGCUAUUUCAGAUUCGGGCAACUUCGUUGAGACGUCAUAUAUGUAUCUACUAAUACCAUCUUCAUAUUCUCACCCUCUUCUCCUUUUUUGCACCUAAAUACGUACGCACAAUCACGCCAUAGAAAUGCGCCUUGCC
Molecule: messenger RNA, 1298 nt
Organism: Verruconis gallopava
Lineage: Eukaryota; Fungi; Ascomycota; Dothideomycetes; Venturiales; Sympoventuriaceae
Exons: 2
Coding region: 68-622 (184 amino acids)
Biological process (GO): endoplasmic reticulum to Golgi vesicle-mediated transport
Source: RefSeq, a predicted model, not a curated record